GAACGCGCAGGAGAGAACCCGGAAGUGGGGCGCCGCAGGUAAUGUCGCGGGAGACCCAGGACUGGGCCCUGGCUGGCUCGGCCCCCGCCCUGGACUGCAUGGAGGAGCCACGGCGCGGGAGUGUCAGGGGCCAGGCAGAUCCAGGCAGCCGAUGGAAGGGAACACCCCUGAUGGCACAGGCCCCAUGCACGUGCCCUUUGGGCACAUUGUGGCCAAUGAGAAAUGGCGCGGGUCGCAGCUGGCACAGGGAAUGCAAGGAAAAAUUAAACUCGUUUUUGAGGAUGGCCUGACACCGGUAGAUUUUUACUUGUCUAGCAGAGCCUGCAUUCUUUAUAUCACCGAAGCUGAUUUGGUGGCAGGAAAUGGCUACAGAAAGAGACUUGUUCGGGUUAGAAACUCCUGUAAACUUCAAGGGAUUGUAGUAGUUGAAAAAACGCGGAUGAGUGAACAGUACUUUCCAGCCGUACAGAAAUUUACUGUGCUGGAUCUUGGGAUGGUGUUGCUUCCAGUGGCCAGCCAGACGGAAGCGUCCUGUCUCAUUAUCCAGUUGGUUGAAGAGCAAACCAAAGAGCCCAGUAAGAACCCUUUUCUCAGGAAGAAACGGGCUCUGAUCUCUGAGCCAGCCCUCCUUCGAACUGUGCAACAGAUCCCAGGAGUCGGGAAAGUUAAAGCUCCUCUCCUGCUUCAGAGGUUUCCAAGUAUCCAGCAACUAAGUAAUGCUUCCAUCCAAGAACUGGAGCCAGUGGUUGGACAAUCAGCGGCCCAGCGCAUUCAUGCGUUCUUCACCCAGUCCAGGUGAUGGCUCUUCCCACGGCAUCUCCUUUACACCACGAACCACAGGAUCUUGUUUUCUUUCACAUUAAGAAACAAUAUUUCCUCUCACAGAAACUAGGGAAGGAUGAAGUGAGGCCUGAAUGGCACCUGCCAGUUGUCCUGCCCUGCUUUCUGGGCUCAGGUAUUUACUUCAGUCAGUGUACCCCAGAUGGCACUGCCCGCAUCCUGCUAGCACGAAGAGGGGUGGUGGACACCUUGCUAAGGGAGUCGCUUUAGACAGGGACUCUCAAGAUUCAGCAAAAAGCCAGCUUGGGCAGAUUUUAAUGUGUGACCUUGACCUGUAUCUAUCAUGGGAGGUGGUGGAUGCGACCGUCUAAAGGAAACAAACCUACGAUGAAUGAAGCCCUGUGUACCAUAAGCCCCUUGCUCCUUCUGGCAGAGCCACUGUUCUUCAGGUCUGGUCUUAAUACACCUGUGCUUUGAGGGUGGCUGCCAGUGUAAACAAACAAUUGUACUGCCUUUUUCCUUCCCUCCUUCCUUUUUCCCUCCAUCCCUCCCUUCCGGGUAGCUGCACAGUGUUUGUUUGUAAUCACUGAGCCUGAUUUCUGAACCCAGAAAGCCUGGAGUCCGGAGUUCCCAUUUUAAAAUAAAAAGCCAGUGUGUGCGAGGGAGGGAAAGAAUGUGUUUGUAAAUGUAUAGCCCAACAACGGGAAGAGACACGGGAAAAUGACAGGGGCAGCUGCGUCCAGAGAGGAGAGCCUAGGGAUCAAAAUGUACAACUGCUCAUUCAAAAAAUAAAUACAAUUAAAGAGGCUGUAUGUUUUCAGGGAUACUAAGAUAACUUGAAAGCUAAGUCCUGUUUUGUGAAAUGUUAGUAAUUUUAAAAAAUCAAAUACAAUAAAAACAUUUUGUGCGUUAGGGUAAAAAUGAUUUGAAAGAGGAGGGAAUUAAAAGUGAAAUCAAAGUGGAAACCAUUAACUCAGGCAAAUGAGUGCAUUUAUGUAAAUAUUUAUACAAAAAUAGCCCUAAGAGCAAUGGAUACACUUUCCCAAAUAUGGUUGCUUCCCUUUUGAUACUACACACUAGAAAAUAUUUACGUUUGUUAAUUCUCAAAAUUACAUGUCAAUGAUAUGUUUUUCAAAGCUAUAGAACUUGUACUAUGCCAACAGUGAACCUUAUUAGAGUCACAUUGUCAUCCAACAUAUAGCAAGAGAAAUCAGUUGGUAAGAAUGUCAUUUUAAAAAGUCAAAUAGAGCUCUAAACUUGAAUCAUUUACAUCCUGACCUUAUACAAUGUUUUUAACCCUUCUUAAAGACUCUUAAAAUAUACAACUAUGUACUUUCUACUUUAAACAAAAUGAAAAAUGUUUUGAGUAUCAAACAGUAUAUUAUCUACCUUGUAGACAGCAUCUUCAUCUAACACUGCCAC
Kogia breviceps (pygmy sperm whale) is the source of this 2202-nucleotide messenger RNA. RefSeq names its product FA core complex associated protein 24 (gene FAAP24). Lineage: Eukaryota; Metazoa; Chordata; Mammalia; Artiodactyla; Physeteridae. Gene Ontology annotation, biological process: interstrand cross-link repair. Gene Ontology annotation, molecular function: chromatin binding. The record is from RefSeq and is a predicted model, not a curated record. Gene Ontology annotation, cellular component: Fanconi anaemia nuclear complex.